AUGUGGUACAGUACAGUUUUACUGAUGUUUUACAUGUGGUACAGUACAGUUUUACUGAUGUUUUACAUGUGGUACAGUACAGUUUUACUGAUGUUUUACAUGUGGUACAGUACAGUUUUACUGAUGUUUUACAUGUGGUACAGUACAGUUUUACUGAUGUUUUACAUGUGGUACAGUACAGUUUUACUGAUGUUUUACAUGUGGCACAGUACAGUUUUACUGAUGUUUUACAUGUGGCACAGUACAGUUUUACUGAUGUUUUACAUGUGGCACAGUACAGUUUUACUGAUGUUUUACAUGUGGUACAGUACAGUUUUACUGAUGUUUUACAUGUGGUACAGUACAGUUUUACUGAUGUUUUACAUGUGGUACAGUACAGUUUUACUGAUGUUUUACAUGUGGUACAGUACAGUUUUACUGAUGUUUUACAUGUGGUACAGUACAGUUUUACUGAUGUUUUACAUGUGGUACAAUACAGUUUUACUGAUGUUUUACAUGUGGUACAGUACAGUUUUACUGAUGUUUUACAUGUGGUACAGUACAGUUUUACUGAUGUUUUACAUGUGA
Messenger RNA from Helobdella robusta, 567 nucleotides. RefSeq lists its product as hypothetical. Lineage: Eukaryota; Metazoa; Annelida; Clitellata; Rhynchobdellida; Glossiphoniidae. The coding region runs from base 1 to 567 and encodes 188 amino acids. The transcript has a single exon. The record is from RefSeq and is a predicted model, not a curated record.